AUGCAAUUUGAACCAUCAAGCUCUGAGGAAGAAAUUAUUGAUGAUGACCGAGAUUUACAAGUUUGGAAUGAAAUAGAAUCAGAAUCGGAUGCUGAAUUCCAAGAGGAUCAUGGAGUUAUCGAAGAAGUAACGCCGGCUUUGGAAGAUAAUACAAUCAAUCCUAUCGAUUGUUAUCGACAUUUCAUUACUGACGAAAUUAUUAGUCUUAUGGUUCAUGAAACUAAUCGAUAUGCAGAGCAACACUUACAAGCCCAAGAACUUAGCAAACGAUCACAAAUUCUUCAAUGGAAACCAAGGAAUGUUAAUGAUAAAAUGAAUGAAAUGACAAUCAAACAUCCAGGUCGUUGUGGUCGUCCUCAACCGAAAUAUCGUCGAUCCGAUUUAGAUUUAACUGUUGCAUGGAAAGAACUGCUUCAUUGCGUUGUACCACGUUCAAUUGCACAAAAUUUAACAGUAUCAGAAAUUGUAGCACCAUUUAAUAUUGAAUGGUUACAAGAAUUAAUUCGUCGUAAUGCAGCUAAAUAUAUCAUUUAUGAUACGGGAGAUAGAAUUGAUCUUCGUUUUCAUCCAAAACCAUCAAAUUUACAUUUACAAUGUGAUUAUAUUGUUGAAAGACAUAUGAUGGAUAAUGAUUUAGUUUCAACAUUUCGUUUAAAUUUAAGUGUAAUAACAUCAUAUAAUGCUGAUUUUGAUGGUGAUGAAAUGAAUUUAGAUUUAUCACAAUCUGUUGAAACAAAAGCUGAAUUAUCUCAAUUAAUGAUGGUACCUCGAUUAAUCAUAACACCGCAAUCAAAUCGACCUGUUAUGGGAACAAGUGCUGGCUCAUUAGCACAUAUUGUUUUUACGGAAUGUGGUCAUAAUAUUGCUGGAAAACUUUAUUAUCAUAUUCAAUUCAUUGUUAAUAAUUGGUUAAUGUUAGAAGGACAUUCAAUUGGUAUUGCUGAUACAAUUGCUGAUCAAACAACUUAUGAAAGAAUACAAGAAACUAUUAAAAAAGCUAAAAAUGAAGUUCAUAAAGUAAUUGAAAGAGCACAUAGAGAUACAUUAGAACCAUCACCAGGAAAUUCAUUAAGACAAACAUUUGAAAAUAUGGUUAAUGAUUUUAAUCAAUUUAAAACAAUGGUUGUUGGUAGUGCUAAAGAUGAUUACGGACCUGAAGCAAAAGGGUUUAUUGAAAAUUCAUAUUUACAAGGUUUAGCACCUGUUGAAUUUUAUUUUCAUGCAAUGGGUGGAAGAGAAGAUUUAAUUGAUACAGCUGUUAAAAUAGCUGAAACUGAUUAUAUUCAUAGAAGAUUAAUUAAAGCUACGAAAUCUGUUAUGGUUAAGAGACGUUCCAUGAGAAAAUCAAAAAAUUCCACGUAUCGAAAAACAUGGGGGUCAACCGAUUUUGAAUCUGACCUCAUAGGAAUUUAGGCCUCAGUGUACCAUAUAUAAAUCCAAAAUAUUACGGCCUAAAGAUCUUCCUAUAGUUGGCUAGGACCAAUGAACCUGACAUACCCUAAAAAAUACCAUCAAAAAAUGCAAAAAAUUCAACUUUUAGUUUUGCUGAAUUUUUUCUUGCAAAUUUUU
Molecule: messenger RNA, 1569 nt
Organism: Rotaria sordida
Lineage: Eukaryota; Metazoa; Rotifera; Eurotatoria; Philodinida; Philodinidae
Source: the annotation of a GenBank genome assembly